AGCAAGUAUGACGUAUGCACGUGUGAGCCAUUGAAUCGUACUGGGAGUCUGCCUUUUUUUCUUUUUGGCGAUCAGUCGGUCACUCCGAUGCGAUUAGAAGCCAUAUUUCUUAGCGAGGGUUUACAAUUGGGCAGAAGCACUCUUCAGGUUACUGAUCAUGGUGUUGACACAUACUUCGGACUAUGCACAUAUCCUGGACGUGAGCUACGCCACCGAAUAGAUUUUAAGUUCUAGUGAGAUGGCAGCUUCACAUAAUGUCGAGAUGGAGGCUGCCAAGUUUCUUCAGAAACUUAUUCAAGAAUCUAAAGAUGAACCUGCAAAAUUGGCUACAAAACUUUAUGUGAUAUUGCAACAUAUGAAAUCGAGUGGCAAGGAACAUUCAAUGCCAUAUCAAGUAAUAUCAAGGGCCAUGGAGACUGUUAUUGAUCAACAUGGCCUUGACAUUGAAGCUUUGAAGCUAUCACGCCUUCCUUUGACCAGUGGUAAUCAAAUGGGUGAUUCAACAUCUGCUCAAUUUGCUGGGUCAUCACAAAGCGGCGGGGUUGCAAAAGAUUCAAAAGUGGGCUUGGCCGAAAAUGAGAUGUCUAAAGUUGACCCAUUUACUUCAAACAGGCCACCUGUUGGCCCAAGCAGUGCAGGACAUGAUUAUUAUCAAGGAUCUGUGGCUCAUCGGAAUAGUCAGUCUUUUGAUCAUGAAAGUCCAUCUAGUUUGGAUUCUAGGUCUGCCAACUCAAAAUCACAAGAAAGGCAGCAGAGAGAUGGUAAAAAAGUCACCACAAAGAGGAAGAGGGGAGAUACAUCAUUACAAGUGGAACAGAAUAUUGAUAACAAACUUGAUACUCGAAACGCUGUUGUCAAUCCAAGGAAAGGGAAGAUGAACAAGGUUGAACCACCUGCGAGUCUUUCAGUUAAAGGGGGUGAGAAUACCAACUUUAAUGUGGUUCCAAGUAGUGGCCAAAUGGAACAUUUUGCAUCUUUGUCUGGUAGCAUGAGACCAACGCUUAGAGCCAAGCAAGAGGGCCAGCAUAUGAUAGAAAAGCAGAUGGAGUCAGCAAAUAUAAGCAAUUCAAUGCGGUUUUCUUCUAAUGUUGCUCCUGGUAAUAUGACAGCAGAGAUUCCGACACAGCAGUCAACAACUCCGUCUCUUGGAACAAGUGCUUUUGGAAAGGUUCAGGGAGGGAUGCCUGUUGCCUCUAGCUCUUAUCCGGCAGUAGACCCAGGAUUCUCAAGUCCAAUGCAAUUCAGUGGUUCUUUGGGGCCUGGAGUAGGAAGUUCAAACAUAUCAGCCGAUGCGAACAAGAGUGGCAGGCAAAACAGUGUUUCAGAAAUGAGUAUGCUUAGGGGUGGGGCUACUAGAGAUACAGGGAAAGCUCCACUUCCUCAUGCUUCUAUGGCUUCUGGCAUGCCUUUCAGAGAACAACAGUUGAAACAGCUUAGAGCCCAGUGCCUUGUCUUUUUAGCAUUUAGAAAUGGUUUGUUGCCAAAGAAGCUGCAUCUUGAAAUUGCACUUGGAAAUUUCUUCCCCAAAGAAGGUGGCAAUACAGAUGGACCUUGCAAGGAGCUGAUUGACCAUAAAGGGAAAGCUCAGUCCUUGAAUGAGCCAAGUAGCAAUCCUGAUGUUAUGAUGCCGUUUGUAAGGCUCAACACUGCAAGGGAAACUGAUAUAAUCCCUCCAGUUGCCUCAUCUACUGGAAGACUCAUGGAGGCUGACUCCUUCCCAAAAGAAGGUGAGAGUCUAAAAGUGUCAGAGGACAAAAAUGGUCCAACUUCUGACAUUUCUGUACUUGCAGAGGAAAAGAAACAUGUUAUAGUUGCGAGAAAACCUGAGGCUGUAACACAUAGUCAGGAAAUAGCAGCUUCACAGGCAUAUCUAAGCAUGGGAUCACAGCACCCAGAUUCUUUCAAUAUGAGUAGGGCAUUUGCUGUUAGUAAUCCUGUGGAAGAUGUUGAGAUUGGCCAUCAGCAAGUUGGAAGAGCUAACCAAGCUGCUUCUACAAUGGGCAUCAAUAAGCAUAUGAACCCAGAGAUAAGUAGCUGGACUGGAAUUGGCAUUCAUAAUGAAGUUUCUAGAGGUCCCUUACUGGCCCCUUCUCAGUAUGAAUCCAUGCCAGAAAGAAAAGAUGGAGUUGACAACGAUCAUCAAACUGCAAUUCAAAUAAAGGAUGCCAUUGUGAUGUCAAAAAAACAAGAUGAGGAAGAUCGGUCGGUAUCUGCUGAUAUGCCAUCUUCUCCGAAGUACACCAUGUCAGAAAAAUGGAUUAUGGGUCAGCAGAAAAAGAAACUCCUAGUUGAGCAAAGUUGGGCACUAAAACAGCAAAAGGCAAAGCAAAGAAUUGCCACUUGUUUUCACAAAUUAAAGGAAAAUGUGAGCUCAUCUGAAGAUAUAUCUGCAAAAACCAAGAGUGUUAUAGAACUGAAAAAACUGCAACUGCUGGAUCUUCAACGCCGUCUCAGGAGGGAUUUUCUGAAUGAUUUCUUUAAACCAAUUACAACUGAAAUGGAUCGCUUGAAAUCGUGUAAGAAACAUAAACAUGGUAGGAGGAUAAAACAAAUUGAAAAGUUUGAGCAGAAAAUGAAGGAAGAGCGACAAAAGAGAAUUCGUGAGAGGCAGAAAGAGUUCUUCAGUGAGAUUGAAGUUCACAAGGAAAGACUCGAUGAUGUAUUCAAAAUUAGGAGAGAACGCUGGAAAGGUUUUAAUAAGUAUGCGAAGGAGUUCCAUAAAAGAAAGGAACGCAUUCAUCGGGAAAAGAUUGAUAGAAUCCAGCGUGAAAAGAUUAACUUAUUGAAGAUCAAUGAUGUGGAGGGGUAUCUGCGAAUGGUGCAGGAUGCCAAAUCAGAUCGUGUUAAGCAACUUCUCAAGGAGACAGAGAAGUAUCUUCAAAAGCUUGGAUCCAAGCUGCAGGAGGCUAAGUCUGUGUCAGGAAGCUUUGAGCAGGAUAUGGAUGAGAUAGGAACUGCAAGUGUUGUUGAGAGUGAAAGUAUUUUUGAAAAUGAAGAUGAAAGUGAUCAAGCAAAGCAUUAUAUGGAAAGCAAUGAGAAGUACUAUUUGAUGGCUCAUAGUAUAAAAGAGAACAUUGCCGAGCAGCCAUCUUCCCUUCUGGGAGGAAAAUUGAGGGAGUAUCAAAUGAAUGGACUGAGGUGGUUGGUUUCACUUUACAACAACCAUUUGAACGGAAUUCUUGCUGAUGAAAUGGGCCUUGGUAAAACCGUUCAGGUUAUUUCUCUAAUAUGUUACCUCAUGGAGACCAAAAACGAUAGAGGGCCUUUUCUUGUGGUCGUUCCGUCUUCAGUUCUACCUGGAUGGGAGUCAGAAAUCAACUUCUGGGCCCCUGGUGUACUCAAAAUCGUCUAUGCUGGGCCUCCUGAGGAGCGGCGUAGCCUAUUUAAGGAAAAAAUUGUUCAUCGGAAAUUCAAUGUCCUUUUGACAACAUAUGAGUAUCUGAUGAAUAAGCAUGACAGACCAAAACUAAGUAAAAUACAUUGGCAUUAUAUUAUAAUUGAUGAGGGUCACCGCAUAAAGAAUGCUUCUUGUAAAUUGAAUGCUGACUUGAAGCACUAUCAGAGCUCUCACCGAUUGCUGUUAACUGGAACUCCACUACAGAACAAUCUUGAGGAAUUGUGGGCACUACUUAAUUUCUUGUUGCCUAAUAUUUUUAAUUCAUCGGAGGAUUUUUCUCAAUGGUUCAACAAACCGUUUCAGAGUAAUGGUGACAAUUCGCCUGAUGAAGCCUUACUGUCUGAGGAGGAGAAUCUUUUGAUCAUAAACCGACUUCACCAAGUACUUCGGCCAUUUGUACUUCGGAGGCUGAAACACAAGGUUGAAAAUCAGCUGCCUGAAAAGAUUGAGAGACUUAUUAGAUGUGAGGCCUCUGCAUAUCAGAAGCUUUUGAUGAAGAGAGUUGAAGAAAAUCUUGGUUCUAUUGGAGCUUCAAAGGCUCGAACUGUCCACAACUCCGUUAUGGAGCUCCGCAAUAUAUGCAAUCAUCCAUAUCUUAGCCAGCUUCACGCAGAGGAGGUUGAUACUUUAAUACCUAAGCAUUAUCUGCCACCGAUUAUUAGACUGUGUGGGAAGCUUGAGAUGCUUGACCGGUUACUACCCAAACUUAAAGCAACAGAUCAUCGGGUUCUUUUCUUUUCCACAAUGACUAGGCUGCUUGAUGUCAUGGAGGAAUAUCUUAAUUUGAAACAAUAUCGGUACCUUCGAUUGGAUGGGCAUACAUCUGGGGGUGAUCGCGGUGCCCUUAUAGAUAUGUUCAACCGACAAGAUUCACCCUUUUUUAUUUUUCUGCUCAGCAUUCGAGCUGGUGGUGUUGGAGUGAAUCUUCAAGCUGCUGAUACUGUGAUCAUAUUCGACACCGACUGGAAUCCACAGGUUGAUCUGCAAGCGCAGGCAAGGGCCCAUAGAAUUGGCCAGAAGAGAGAGGUUCUUGUUCUUCGAUUUGAAACUGUCCAAACUGUUGAAGAACAAGUCAGAGCUGCAGCUGAGCACAAACUGGGAGUUGCUAAUCAAAGCAUUACCGCUGGUUUCUUUGACAAUAAUACAAGUGCUGAAGAUCGGAGAGAGUACUUGGAGUCCCUCCUGCGGGAGUGUAAGAAAGAGGAAGCUGCACCCGUACUAGAUGAUGAUGCCCUAAAUGAUAUCAUAGCCCGCAGUGAAUCAGAGAUUGAUGUAUUUGAAUCAGUUGACAAACAAAGGCGGGAGCAAGAGAUGGCGACAUGGAAGAAAUUGGUAUGUGGACAUGGGAUGGAUGCUUCUGAUCCUUUACCUCUCCUCCCGCCUGCUCGCCUUGUUACAGAUGACGACUUGAAAGAAUUUUGUGAAGCAAUGAAGAUAUAUGAAGUGCCAAAGGCUGGGGUAGUAUCUAACGUCGGGGUAAAGCGGAAGAGUGGGUAUCUUGGAGGCCUUGAUACUCAACACUAUGGACGGGGCAAACGGGCUAGAGAGGUGCGUUCUUAUGAAGAGCAAUGGACUGAAGAGGAAUUUGAGAAGAUUUGUAAGGUUGACUCCCCUGAAUCUCCCAAACCAAACGAAGAAGGGAUGCAGACAAAGUUUGCAACAAAUUCUAGUAGGUCUGUGGGGGCUGUUGUUAGCUUUGAACCUCAUGCUCCAACCCCACUGCCCCCCCCACUGGCCCCCCCACCACCAUCAGGGGAGCCUCUGAUUUUGCAGCAGAGCAAAGAGGUAACACUGCCUUCAAAACGGGGCCGAGGAAGGCCGAAAAGAACAACAUUGGAUAAGUCACCAGCUGCCAUGGCUCCUUUAGCACCUACUGGACCUGUCGAAAUGACAAAUUCAACAUCAGGUUCUGAUUUGUUACCUGGUUCUACUAUAGGGGAGGGUACAAGUGGAACCAUGCAUCAUAUUGGUGUAGGGAUUACACCAAGCUCUCAGCCUGCCACUGUUUUACCUCCUGUUACUCCUGGCUCUGAACCAACUGUUGCUGCCCCUUCUGUAUCCAUUCAAGCAAAAGGACAAGGUCGGAAAACUCAAAGUGGAGUUGAAGCCCCCCGGCGUAGGGGAAAGAAACCGGGGCUGGUAACACCUGCUGUGCCUGAUGCUUUAGUUGGUCCUGAUCCACGACUAAAUGAGCAAUCACAAAUUCAAGCCCUAAAUCCAUCUGGGAGUCAAGCCAUUGCCAUGAGUGGAAAUAUAUCUGACCAUACUUCAGAUUCUUUACCCAGUUCUGCUGCCUUAACAUGUUCUACUGGAACUGAUCAGCAUUCUGAUGUGGGGAUUGCUUUGAAUUCUCAGGCAAUCCCCCCUUUGCCUUCUGCUUCUUUGGUUUCUCAAUCCACCCCACCUUGUCCUUCUGUACCCUUGCAAAUUAGAGCUCAAAGCCAAAAGACUCCAAGUGGAGGUGGAGUGCCUCGGCGUAGGGGGAGGAAACCAGCAAUGGUUUCACCUGCAGUUUCAGGUGUGUUGGCUGGCCAGGAUUCAAAACCAAAUGCACAUUCACAGGAUAAAUCUGGUUAUUCAGAGCUUAUUAAGAAAGAGAAUAAUGCUCAUGAAAUGACAACUGUUGUCCAGGAGCAAACAUGUCAUCCACCUGACGGUGUUUCUGGUCAGGAUAAAAAAUUAAUUGAACAGCUGGAUAAUGUUGCCCAAGCCAAGCAGAUAACAGGUUCAUCAACAAUGCAAGAAAAUGCUGCCAGAUUGCCAGGGAAUGCCUCAGGGAAAACUCAAAAUACUGGUAUGUGUGAGAAGCAACCUGUGGCAGUUGAGGUUUUGUCUGAAAAUGUUUUGUCAAAACCGAAACUUAGUGAGCUUUUGAAUAGCCCAGGUGGGGUUGUUGCAAGUGUAACUGUAUCAAGUAAUACUGUUGUUGAGACGAUAAAAAGCUAUAGUUCAGAGGAUAAAAGCCAUCCGGUGGUGUCUGCUUCGAAUGCUGCAGCUCCAGUUUUUGCUCUUCCAGCUGAUUCAUUCUCUAGCUCUCCUUCCAUGGAAGGCCUCAGUGUGACAGUGCCUAAUGUUGCUGCCAAGAUUGCUCCUAAUCCUGAGUCAACUGCUUCUUAUGCUUAUGUUGCCCCAGCCUCUCAAUCUAUCCCUCCUUGCCCUUCUGAACCUAUACAAAUCAAAAGGCAAGGUCGUAAGACUCCAGCCAGAGUAGAGGCAACCCGGCGCAGAGGAAAGAAACAUUCUAUAGCAGCACCUGCUGUUCCUGAUGGUUUGCUUGGUCAGGAUCAAAAAUCAAGUCUGCAAUCACAGAAUAGAUCUGGGGAUUCGAUGGGGACCAAAGCCAUUUCCCUGAGAGGUAAGCAGGGAACUGAUGUGCAGGAACCAAGCGUUGUUAUUCAAGCUCCAGCAUGUGAAGUCCAUUCACCUGGAGGUUUAACUGUUCAUGAUCCAAAAAGAAAAGAGCGAUCAGCCAAUGCUACCCAAAAUAAGCAGCCAACCAGCUCAUCAGCAAAGCUUGAAAGUGGUUCUGGGACUUCAGAUAAGACGUCUGCUUUAGGUCGAAUUCAGACUGCUAAUGUGAAUGAUGUUGCUCGUGUGAUGAAGGAGGUUUUUUCAGGAACUUGCUCUCCAAAAACUCGAAUUGUCGAGUCAUUUGGAAGUGAAGGGAGGGAUCCCCCAAAAUUAGCUGUAUCAAGUAAAACCUCAGUGGAGGUAACCAAAAUUGAGAGGUCGGAGGAUAAAGCAUGUUCAGCUUUGCCAACCAUGGAAAAAACACCUCCAGCUUUUGUUGAAGAGCAAUUGGAGACUAAAGCUGAGGGGAAAGUCGAAGAUGACAGGGCCUCUGUUGUGAGUGAGAGCCUUGUUCCCAUGAUCAAUGGAGACCAACCUCAGAACAAUUAUGCUUCUGGCUCCAUUGGUGAGGUGGAAGAUUCAGGACAGCUUUCUAAUGAAAACUCAACUUUGCCAAAUAAAACAGAGGGCAUUUGUGCGGCUCCUCUCAAUGCUGGCCAAAAGAAUGUUGAUGCUUGCCUGAGAACACCUCAGGAUAGUGAUCUUCCUGGAUUUAGCACUGGGGCCUCUAGCGAUCAGGUGUAUUCAUCUUCGAUAUGUCCAGUUGAGGUGGAGUCUCCUGUUGCUUUUGAUAAUGAUUCCACUGAAAAAACAGGGUCUUCUGCAAAAGAGUCUCCAAAGUCAUCUCACCUUGAUGUUGUUAGUGGCAUUGUAUAUCCCACAAUUUCCACAGAGACUGAAGUUGCUGAUGAUAAUCCUGGAACUACCCAACUGCUUUCUAAUGAAAAGCCAAACAUGCCAAGUAAAAUGGAGACGAUAUGUACAGACUCUCUCAGUUCUGGCCAGAAAGAUGUUGAUCCUGCCUGUCUGGAUGGUGAUCUUGCUAGAUUUAGUACAGGGGUCUCUGGGGACCAGGUAGGUUCAUUUUUGGUGAGGCCAGGUGAAGUGGAGCCUGCUAUUGAAUUUGAUCAUAAUUUGGGAAAUAAAUCUGAGUCUUCUUUACGAAAGUCCCCAAAUUCAUCUCCCCUUGAUAUUAGUGGCCAAGUAUGUCCCAUGAUUUCUACGAGGACCGAUGAUGCCAGUGAGAAUCCUGGAACUACCUCAGCUGUUCCAACAAAUCCAGAUCAUUCAGACGUGGUGAAGUCUCCUAAUGUGGCUGAGUGUGGUUCUGGAAAUGAAACAAAACAUUUUGUUCAGGUGCCUGUGAGAUCUUCUGAUGAUAUUAACUUCCCUGAAGGUCUUGGAGUUCUAGGAAAAUCUGAUGAUGUUGGUGAUCAUCUUAGAGGCACCUCACCUAUUUUGGAAACUCCAGAUAACUCACGCCUAGUAGUGGCUGCUGAUGUGGUUGAGACUGAGAUUGGUUCUGGGAACAAAACUGAGAGUGCUGUUGAAGAAUCUUCUCCUUGUGAUGUCAGAAGCAUUGAGUGUACCACGAGUCCCAUAAUAGCUGAUGAUAUUGGUGAUCAUUCCAGUGUGGUGGAGCAUCCUGGUGUAACCAAGGGUAAUUUUGAAAACAGUGUAGACCCUUCUCCAGAAGUGUCUCCCAAAUCUUCUUCUCUAGACAUUAAAAGUCUUCAAGCUAAAGCUACUGAAUGCUCUGGUGAAGCUAUUGUAGAGGGCUUGGAACUUCCCCAAAAAGAUAUUAAUGCUGGAGAUAUUCAGGAACCAGUUGGCACUGCAUCAGGUUAUGGUACUCCAAAAUCAGAUCAGACUCCCUCUGACAAGGGCCAAACAGGUGUUCCAUGUGGUGUUGGUGAAGAUGAAGGGGAAGUUAGGUUGGAGACUGUGCACUCAGUGGUUGCAUCUGCUAAUGCUAAUGAUGUUCCAUUGCCGCCAGAAAUUCAAAGUUCUGGGGCUGACUGUGUUGGGAUUUGCAAUAUGGAAGUGGACCUAACUGAGGGUUUGUCUGAGCAGGAUCCAAUUAGCACCUUAGUACUACUGGAGGAUUCAGAAUGUCCUGAAGCUGAGAUGAGUGAUGCAACUGAUGCAUCUCAGGUUUGUGAGAUUUUUCCAGAAAGAAACGUAUCAGGAAACAGUGAAAUGCCUUCAUCAUUAUUGGUGACCGAGGGAAAGGAGGUUGACACGUAUAUGAGUCCACUUGGCAGCUCAUUUGCCGUGGAGGAUUCAAAACGAUCUAAACCUACAAUGGAUGAUCAAAUGAAUGUUCCUCUGGUUUGUGGGACUGCACCGGUGAGCAUUUUAGAAGACAUGGAUCUGCCUCAAUGUUCCUCAGCCACAGAGGGUAGAAAUAUUGAGAGCUCAUCUGAGAAGGGUCCAGUUGGUAGCAUAAUGGCAAUGGAGCAAUCAGUUGGUUCUAAACCUGAAAGGGAUGAUCAAACAGAUGAUUUUUUGGAUCAUGAACUUGUGGCAGGUAAUGUCUUAGAAAGUGUGGAUUUGCCUAUAUGUCCAUCAGCAACUGAGAGUGAAAAUGUUGAUGGUUUAUUGGAGAUGGGUCCUGGUGGCAGCUCAGAAGCAGUGAAUGUAUCAAAAGGGUUGGAAGCUGAAGAGGCUCAACAAAUAGACGUUUCUGAGCACAGUGGGCUUCUACUUUCAAGUAUAUCAGAACAUGUGGUUCUGCCUUCUGUUUCCUUGGAGGAAGAGGACAAAAAGAUCAGCUUUGACAAGGAUCCAGUUACUAGCUCAGUUCCACUGGAGGAAACUCAUGGUUCUGAAGCUGAAAUGGGUGAUCAAAUGGAGGCAUCGCAGGCUUGUCUGAUUGUUCCAGAAAAUACUGUGUCAGAAAACAUGGAUUUGCCUUCAUCUUCUUUAAGAACAGAGAAAGAGGAAACUGAGGGUUUGACUGAGAAGGGUCCAGUUAGCAGCCUGGAAGAAUCAUUUUGUCCUGAAGCUGAGAUGUGUGGUGGAGAUGGUGCAUCUCAGGUUUGUGGGACUUUGCCACAAGAAAAUAUAUCAGAAGACAUUGAUCUGCCUUCAUCAUCCAUGGCGGAGGAGAAAAAGGUUGAGGACUCCAAUAUGUGUUCAGUUAGUAGCUCAGCAGCCCUGGAGGAGAAAAAGGUUGAGGACUCCAAUAUGUGUUCAAUUGGUAGUUCAGCAGCCCUGGAGGAAUCAAAAGCCGAAAUGGAUGAUCAAAUUAUGGUUUCUCAUGUUUGUGGCAUUGUGCCAGGAAAAGCUUCAGAAAACAUGGAUCUGCCUCAUAGUCCCUCUGCAACAGAAGUUGGAAAUAUUGAGGGCUUAUCUGAGAAGGGUCCAGUUGACAGCUUAGUAGCAGUGGAGGAAUCAAAUGAUCGGAUGAAUUUAUCUCAGGUUCCUGGGAUUGUGCAGGGUGAAAAUAUAUCUGAAGACAAUAAUCUGGCUUCAUUUUCCAAAGUGAAUGAGGAAGAAAAGGUUGAGGACUGCUCUGAUAUGGCUCCAGUUGCCAGCUCGGUGCCACAGGAGGAAACAAACGGAUCUGAAGCUCAGGUUUGUGAGAUUAUGCAAGGGGAAAAUAUGUCAGAAGACAUUCAUCUGCUUUCAUCUUCCAUGGUGCCUGAGAAAGAAAAUGUUGAGAACUCAGAAAGAGCUCCAUUUUCCCGCUCAGUGGGAGUGGAGGAAUCAAAAGUGUCUGAAGCUGUGGUCUGUAGGCUUGUGCCCGAAAAUGUUUCAAGAAAUUUGGAUCUGCCUCAAAGUAUCUCAGCAGCAGAGGGUGAAAUUAACGAGGGCUUAUCUGAGAAGGGUCCAAUUGGCAGCUUAGUAGCAACCGAGGAAAAAAAUGAUUCUAAACCUGAUACGGUUGGGGAAAUGGAUGCUUCGCCAGUUGAUACAACCGUGCUCGAAAAUGUUCCAAAAAUUUUGGAUCUCACUCAAAGUAUCGCAGCAGCAGAGGGUGAAAUUAACGAGGGCUUGUCGGAGAAGGGUCCAAUUGGCAGCUUAGUAGCAACCGAGGAAACAAAUGAUUCUAAACCUGACAUGGUUGAUGAAAUGGAUGCUUCGCGGGUUGAUACAACCGUGCCAGAAAAUAACGAGGGCUUGUCUGAGAAGGGUCCAAUUGGCAGCUUAGUAGCAACCGAGGAAACAAAUGAUUCUAAACCUGAUAUGGUUGAUGAAAUGGAUGCUUCGCUGGUUGAUAAAACCGUGCCAGAAAAUGUUUCAAAAGAUUUGGGCCUGCCUCAAAGUAUCGCAGCAGAAGAGGGUGAAAAUUACGAGGGCUUGUCUGAGAAGGGUCCAAUUGGCAGUUUAGUAGCAACCGAGGAAACAAAUGAUUCUAAACCUGAUACGGUUGAUGAAAUGGAUGCUUCGCCGGUUGAUAAAACUGUGCCAGAAAAUGUUUCAAAAGAUUUGGGUCUGCCUCAAAGUAUCGCAGCAGCAGAGGGUGAAAAUAACGAGGGCUUGUCUGAGAAGGGUCCAAUUGGCAGCUUAGUAGUAACUGACACAGUCGAUGAAAUGGAUGCUUCGCCGGUUCAUAAAACUCUGCCAGACAAUGUUUCAGCGAACGUGGAUUUGCCUGUGUGUUCAUCACCUGCAGAAAGUGAAAAAGUUGAGGACUCAUCCGAGAAGGCUCCAGCCGAUAGCUCAGAAGAAGUGGUUCUCAACUCAUCCAAGAAGGCUCUGGCCGAGAGCCCAGAAGAAGUGGAUCUCAACUCAUCCGAGAAGGCUCCGGCUGAUAGCUCAGAGGAAGUGGAUAAGUUAAAGUUUUCCGAAGCUGGAGUAUAAAUGUAGAAUUUCCUUGUACAGUUCUUGCUGUCAUUUCCUGCUGAUAUCAAUUGAUUCUACAACGGCUCAAUUAGACGAUAUGUAGUUGAGAAUUUUAUUACCCUAUAUCUAAGUUAUCACCUGCUUUCCAGUUAUUUGUUGAUCGAGCAUUGUUAUAUAUUAAGCAAUCUAGCCAAACUCUUCAGGACAUUUUCAUGUUUUGCUUUUGCUGUAUGUAAAAAUUAUAUUUUGGCAGAUGCAAGGAAAUUGGAGUCUGGAUUUGCAUGCAA
This is a messenger RNA of Carya illinoinensis, 11826 nucleotides long. RefSeq lists its product as uncharacterized. NCBI's taxonomy places the organism in Eukaryota, Viridiplantae, Streptophyta, Magnoliopsida, Fagales, Juglandaceae. Gene Ontology annotation, molecular function: histone binding; DNA binding; ATP-dependent chromatin remodeler activity. The coding region runs from base 239 to 11557 and encodes 3772 amino acids. The transcript is spliced from 38 exons. The record is from RefSeq and is a predicted model, not a curated record. Gene Ontology annotation, biological process: positive regulation of transcription by RNA polymerase II. Gene Ontology annotation, cellular component: nucleus.